CACGUAAUAGUUGAUAAUUACGCGAGUCAAAACAAUUUAUUAGGCCCGGCUCGGGUCAACUGGCGCUGUUGGUAGCCCUGGUGGGUUACUACGAGCGUGCGCGGUGGUGGUAACACUUCCUUUUCUCUAAACGAUUGACAAGAUGUCGUCGAAAAUCAUCAAAUCGGGGGGCGGCGACCCCGACCAAUUUGAGACUCAAGUGGCGCAAGCCUUGCUUGAACUUGAGAUGAACUCCGAUUUGAAGGCCCAACUCAGAGAGUUGCACAUAACGAAAGCGAAAGAGAUUGAACUCAACAACAAAAAGUCGGUCAUUAUUUACGUUCCCAUGCCCAAGCUGAAGCAAUUCCAGAAGAUCCAAACGCGGCUGGUGCGCGAAUUGGAGAAGAAGUUCAGCGGCAAACACGUUGUUUUCGUUGGGGAACGUAAAAUUUUGCCCAAACCCACUCGUAAAACGCGUACUAAGAAUAAGCAAAAGCGCCCAAGGUCGCGCACUUUGACGGCCGUUUACGACGCUAUUCUCGAGGAUCUUGUGUAUCCGGCUGAAAUCGUAGGUAAACGAAUUCGAGUCAGGCUUGAUGGGUCGCAGCUUAUUAAAGUCCAUCUCGACAAAAACCAACAAACUACUAUUGAACACAAAGUGGACACAUUCGCGUCCGUUUACAAGAAGUUGACAGGGAGGGAAGUCACUUUUGAGUUUCCGGAACCUUAUUUGUAAUAUGUGGACAGUUAUUUAAUAAAUAAUUGAAAAAAGAAA
Tribolium castaneum (red flour beetle) is the source of this 754-nucleotide messenger RNA. It is a transcript of the gene RpS7, whose product is annotated as Ribosomal protein S7. Gene Ontology annotation, cellular component: cytosolic small ribosomal subunit; small-subunit processome; 90S preribosome. Gene Ontology annotation, biological process: ribosomal small subunit biogenesis; rRNA processing; translation. Lineage: Eukaryota; Metazoa; Arthropoda; Insecta; Coleoptera; Tenebrionidae. The coding region runs from base 143 to 715 and encodes 190 amino acids. The record is from RefSeq and is a predicted model, not a curated record. The transcript has 4 exons. Gene Ontology annotation, molecular function: structural constituent of ribosome.